AUGAUGAGCCAUUCAGAAGAGUCUAAGAAAACGGAGGAUGUGGUUGUGAGGAGAUCAGUCCGCCUCAUGAACAAGCAGGCCAAGAAGCAGGUGGUCAAAGAGGAACAUCAGAGGAGAGUUGAGGAGAAGAAGAAGGCAAGAGUCCAGAAGAAGAAGGCAGCGGUCGGGGAGGUAGAAGGCAAGUGCAGUGAUGCAGCGAAUCCCUUUGGGCCACUGGCUCCCCACGGCCAAGCUGGCCCCCAGGGCUGUGCCGGCCAAGCCGGGCCCUAUGACGAAGCUGGCCCCUAUGACCAAGCUGGCCCACACUCAACUGAAGUAUCUGUGAAGCUCCCAGGAGGCAAGGAAGGCAUGAAGGAAUACAAUGAGAGAGGCAGACCAAAUCUGAAUGGAGAAGACCUCUGUGACUGCCUGGAUCAAGAUUGCCUGGGCUGCUUCUACCCGUGCCCCGGGUGCCAGUCCACCAAGUGUGGGACCAUCUGCCGCCGCAACCGGAACGUGAUUUACGAGGCCAUUGCAGAAGAGGGUGGAGAGGUGGUCAGCACCUUCCCAUUUCCUCAUGCUAAGUAA
Messenger RNA from Trichosurus vulpecula (common brushtail), 567 nucleotides. Its product is annotated as ARL14 effector protein-like. The transcript has a single exon. Bases 1 to 567 code for a protein of 188 amino acids. The record is from RefSeq and is a predicted model, not a curated record. Lineage: Eukaryota; Metazoa; Chordata; Mammalia; Diprotodontia; Phalangeridae.